AUGACUAAUCCUGAUAUAACAGAGAAAUUCUCCGAGUUGAAAGUGUCAUCUGGGGAAUCUCCAAAUAGUUUACCAACUCUUGAUUUGAGUAAAGCUUUGAAUCCAAGUACCAAAGGUGAAUUUUUGGAUGAAUUAAGAGAUAACUUGUUUAAUUAUGGGUUUUUCUAUUUGAGUAACCCACCAUUUGAUGUUCAAAAAUUCAAAGAUGUUAAAAAUGAAUCAUUAAAGUUCUUUGAUAUACCAUUAGAAGAAAAGAAAAAAGUUGCUAUGGUUAAUUCAAAACAUUUCUUAGGAUAUAAUGGUCUUGGUGAUGAAAUAACAGCUGCUAAUGUUGACUGGAGAGAACAAGUUGAAUUUGCUACUGAACUACCUGAACCUGUGAUUAAUAAUGAUGAUGAACUAUACAAGAAUAUUGAAGGACCAAAUUUAUGGCCAUCAGAAAAACAUUUACCAAAUUUUCAACCAAUAGUCUCUGAUUAUAUUGAUGAAUUAUCACAACUUGCAAGAACUUUCACACAUUGGGUUGAAGAAGCUCUCGGAGUUGAAUAUGGUGCAUUAACUGCAUUUUUCAAAGAAAUUCAACAGGCAAAAUUGAAAAUUAUCAAAUAUCCAGAUUUGGAUAAUUUAAAAGAUCAAGUUGCUGAUGUUGAAAAAGAAUUCAAAGAUACUGAAUAUAAAACUAAAUUGAAUCAAGGUGUUGGUGAACAUCGUGAUAAUGAUUUCUUAACAUUUAUUUAUCAGGCAAGUCAUCAUAACUCAUUACAAGUUAAAGAUUUCAACGGGAAUUGGAUCGAUGUCCCACCAAAGGAUAAUACUUUAGUGUUUGUUGUCGGUAUGACAUUGGAAUUCAUAACUCAAGGUGUUGCUGUGUCGACAGUUCAUAGAGUAUUAACACCAGUUCCAGGUGAAGGUGAUCGUUUAUCAAUUUCAUUUUUCCAAACAAUCAAUAUUGAAUCUAAAAAAUCAUCUAUUGAAGUUGCUGAAAAAGCUAAAGAACUUGUGAAGCAAAGGGAUGCCAAAAGAACCAAGAAUAAGAUUGGUUUCCAAUUCCAGGUUGAUGAAACUAAACCUGUUGGUUAUAGUGUUUUCUUAAAUAGAAUAAAAUCUCAUCCUAAAGUUGGGGAAAGACACUAUCCAAAAGUUUUGAAAUAUAUACAGGAAGAGGUUGCAAAAGCUCAAGAUGUAUAA
Molecule: messenger RNA, 1188 nt
Organism: Hansenula ciferrii
Lineage: Eukaryota; Fungi; Ascomycota; Saccharomycetes; Phaffomycetales; Wickerhamomycetaceae
Product: 1-aminocyclopropane-1-carboxylate oxidase 3
Exons: 1
Coding region: 1-1188 (395 amino acids)
Molecular function (GO): dioxygenase activity
Source: RefSeq, a predicted model, not a curated record